AUGAUGACACUCACUUGAAAUGCACGAAGAGGAUUUAAUGUAAAGACAGGGUAAGAUUGGGAUGUGAUGGUUAAUAUAAUUGGGUUAUAUUUUCCAUACAGUGGAGCCUCCAAAGUUGAACCCCCCCCCCCCCCCCCAUAAAAAGUCGGCCGAUAUUCACAUCAUUUUUGACAUCUGCAAAUCUUGUGUCAUUUCAAUUCAGGAAGCAGCUAAUAGUUCCUUGAAUGUUAUGUGGUCUUUCGUUUUAAAGUACCGCUGCCUUUACAGAUGUGGCAUGAAAUUGCAAUGUUAAUGUUCUGAAUUUUGAGGAAGGAAAAAAAAAAUCUAGCGUCCAUUAUUACGGCCAGUACAGCACUGUGUCUGGCGACCAUGACAAAAAAGAGAAAGGGGUGGUACGCUAUUUUAUUACGCCCCCCAAACAAUUGUUAAACCCCCACAAGUGGUCUUCUGAUGCACUUUCAAUUACACAAGGUGCGAUGGUAGGCCGUCACGCCCAGGCACUCACUCUCCAAGACUCACGAUUAAAUCAGUUUGCAGCCAGCCGCUAACCUGAGCUCGCAAAAGCCAAGUCUACAUUCUAAUUCGCACACAGUUGCACGUCACUGGCCAGGCCAAGCAACACAUUUAAAACCAACACUCAAAAGUUACACAUAGAAAUGUGUGGAUUGCAUCAUGGUAGACAGCAAACAUACUUGCACUUUGUGCAUAUUUCUUUAAACAUUUUUUUUAUGAUUAUAGAAGUAAUUAAUGCAGUAAUCAGUGUAAUUAUCCAUCCAUUUUCUGUACUGCUUAUCCUCACAAGAGUCGUGGCGUUAUCUAUUUUCAAACUAUUUGAUAGCGGUAUUAGUAAAUAGCGUGUAUGGCAGAAAUCAACAGAGUGAGUUUCUUUUAGAUUUCUAAUGCAGUGGUUCACUUUUCUCUUUAUCAAUGUCCGGUACAAAAUUAUAUUCAAGAUAUGAACAGUAGAGUCACGGCUGAUUUCAUCACGGUCAGGUUAAGUCAAGAACAAUUCAAAUAACUACAAUAUUUUCCAUGGGAAUUUUUUUAAGCAAUUUUUGAUCGUGGAUUGUUUGACCUUGGAGGUUCCACCGCAUGACGUAAUGUAAUGUUACAUUUUAUUUGUACUAAGUUGCAGGGUGUUGACGGCAUAUUUUAAGUAAAUUAUGCUACAUUAAACUUGUAACGUUGCGCUUUGUAGAUGAGGCUGCAACUAUUUUAAUUGUGAUAGCAACUCUGCCAAUAUAUAGAGAAAAAAAAAAAAACACCUGGCUGACUUUUCAGUGAUUGUUAGAUGUAAUUAAAAUAAAAAUGGACAUAGUGUUUAAUGAGGAAAAAUCGGGGCCCUUAUGUUGUGGGUCUCUACCUGUGUGAGGAAUGCUGUUUGUUUGCAUCUGUGUUUUUCAUAUUACAGACGUGGGUCCCCCUGGGAUAUUGAAGGCUAGCCGAUAAGGCGCAGCCACGCUGGAGGCAAACCAUUAAUGGCGCCGCCGUGAAUUUGACUCUUGUGACGCCAGAGAAGGCCAUUAAGCUGGCCGCCAACGACUUUUUCCGCCACCACUUAGCGAAAAAUGGUCAGGGUUUGACUGUGUUCAAAGAAAUGCUGGCGGGCUGCGGUGCAGGCAUGUGCCAAGUCAUUGUCACCACGCCCAUGGAGAUGCUCAAGAUACAGUUACAGGAUGCAGGCAGACUCGCCGCCCAGCAACAAAAGCCAGUCAUGGCGUCUCCCUCCAAGCUGGUGGCCACCAAUACUCUGCUCAGCCGUUCCUACAACUCGGGAACAAUAAGCGCGAUGAUGGCGCCGCAACCAAUGUCGGCAACGCAGAUCGCCAAGGAGCUCCUCCGCACGCAGGGCAUCCGGGGGCUCUACAAAGGCCUGGGGGCCACACUCCUGAGGGAUGUGCCCUUCUCCGUGGUCUACUUCCCGUUGUUCGCCAACCUGAACCGACUCGGCCAGCCGAGCGCUGACCAGGCGUCGCCUUUCUACUGGGCCUUCCUCUCUGGGUGCGCGGCGGGCUCCACUGCUGCGGUAGUCGUCAAUCCUUGCGACGUGGUUAAGACCAGACUGCAGUCACUGAGCAAAGGUUCCGCAGAGGAGACUUACAGCGGGGUAGUCGACUGUGUCAGCAAAAUCAUGCGCAAGGAGGGACCAUCCGCCUUCCUGAAAGGUGCCGGCUGCCGAGCCCUGGUCAUCGCCCCGCUGUUCGGCAUCGCCCAGGUCAUGUACUUUGUCGGCGUGGGCGAAUACAUCCUGGACAACUCGCCGCUCAGCGUCCUGUCACCGUGACAAGCCCCUGCGUACGCACGGGGCGCCGCUCGGAGCCAGGAAGGACGGCCGCAACUGGCAGCUACGCUCUAUCGGUUUACGUCCGCGCCAUGAGGGAGCAGAAGAGUUGUGUUGCACUUGAAACACUUUUGGUGGCUGUACUCGAGCUCGGCCUCGGCCCGCAUUUGCCUUUGACAAUCGUCAGCCUUCCCGAGCGCAGAGUGGAAAUGUGACUUUUUUUUUUUUUGGUACAAAUAUCUCCUUUUUCUACCUCUGUGAGGGCGGGAGGAGCUGAAAGAUGCACACCUCUUUUUCUUUUCACUAUUUUUCAUGUUCUGUAUUUGUUCCGUAGUUACUGUGGGUGACGCCAUUGGAAGCCUCCCUGCACGUGAAGUGUUAAAGGGCUUUUUUCGUCCGUCACUGUGAAUCUCCUCCACGCACAUUGCGUGCGAGUCAGUGAAUGUGUUCUGUCCACAUUGUCCGUUCAUUUGCAUAAGCAUUUGCA
Syngnathoides biaculeatus (alligator pipefish) is the source of this 2768-nucleotide messenger RNA. It is a transcript of the gene slc25a55a, whose product is annotated as solute carrier family 25 member 55a. The coding region runs from base 1598 to 2284 and encodes 228 amino acids. NCBI's taxonomy places the organism in Eukaryota, Metazoa, Chordata, Actinopteri, Syngnathiformes, Syngnathidae. The transcript is spliced from 7 exons. The record is from RefSeq and is a predicted model, not a curated record. Gene Ontology annotation, biological process: L-glutamate transmembrane transport; aspartate transmembrane transport; malate-aspartate shuttle. Gene Ontology annotation, molecular function: L-aspartate transmembrane transporter activity; L-glutamate transmembrane transporter activity.